Messenger RNA from Equus caballus (horse), 12627 nucleotides. RefSeq names its product tenascin R (gene TNR). Gene Ontology annotation, molecular function: protein binding. The record is from RefSeq and is a predicted model, not a curated record. NCBI's taxonomy places the organism in Eukaryota, Metazoa, Chordata, Mammalia, Perissodactyla, Equidae.
AUAUCAUGCUGCUGAAAUUUCACCAAGAGGGGAAAAGAGAGAGCGCGUGAGAGAGAGACAGCAAAGCAGUCCCAGGCUUCCUCGUCUCUUUCACGUCAGAGGCAGGAACCGACUGUGCUAAGGCUGUUGGCUCAACACGCAGAGACGGAGAAAGGCACAGACACAGAGAGUGAGAGAAGAGGGGUCCUCCCUGACCCAAGGAAUUACCACUAGUGGAGUAAAGCCACCUGACUUUUUGAUCUUAUUUUGGUUGCCUCCUCUUUCUCCUUCCACUCUAGCCCUGCCAGCUGGGGUUUCAUUUCUUUCAUAGAGCCUCCUCACUUCCUCCCAGAAAAGGAGGAAGGGAACAGAAGAGAGAGGUGGGUUCUCUAGGUGAGUGCAUCAGCUGGCUCCAGCCUGAACAGACAAGAAUUCUCUUCGCAGGAAGCUCCUCUCGUUCCCCUGCCGCCCACCCCCAGCCCCGGUGGUCAUAUCACCGUAACUGGACAGAGGCCAGGUCCAUUUUGGCGGCAGGAUUAAAGAACGUGGGGGAAAGAGAAAACAUCAAAGACACCAUCACUAAAGAUUCCCGCAACUCCAUGCUGUGUGCUGCAGGCUGGUCUUGAACCUGGAGCUCUUGCUGAGAGAAUGGGGGCAGACGGGGAAACAGUAGUCCUGAAGAACAUGCUCAUUGGUGUCAACCUGAUCCUUCUGGGCUCCUUGCUCAAGCCAACAGAGUGUCAGCUGGAGGUCACCACGGAAAGGGUCCAGAGACAGGCAGUGGUGGAGGAAGGAGGUGGUGCCAACUACAACACAUCGGGCAAAGAGCAGCCUGUGGUCUUCAACCACGUGUACAACAUUAACGUGCCCCUGGACAGCCUCUGCUCCUCGAGGCUGGAGGCCUCGGCCGAGCAGGAGGUGAGUGCCGAAGACGAGGCGCUGGCAGAGUACACGGGCCACACCUCAGACCACGAGAGCCAGGUCACCUUCACCCACAGGAUCAACCUCCCCAAAAAGGCCUGCCCGUGUGCCAGCUCCGCCCAGGUGCUGCAGGAGCUGCUGAGCCGGAUUGAGAUGCUGGAGAGGGAGGUGUCGCUGCUGCGGGACCAAUGCGACAGCAACUGUUGCCAAGGAAGUGCUGCCACAGGACAACUGGACUAUAUCCCUCACUGCAGUGGCCACGGCAACUUUAGCCUCGAGUCCUGUGGCUGCAUCUGCCAUGAAGGCUGGUUUGGCAAGAACUGCUCAGAGCCCUACUGCCCCCUGGGUUGCUCCAGUCGGGGCGUGUGUGUGGAUGGCCAGUGCAUCUGUGACAGCGAAUACAGUGGGGAUGACUGCUCCGAACUCCGGUGCCCGGCAGACUGCAGCUCCCGGGGGCUCUGUGUGGACGGGGAGUGUGUCUGUGAAGAGGCCUACACAGGCGAGGACUGCAGCGAGCUGAGGUGCCCUGGGGACUGUUCGGGGAAGGGGAGAUGUGCCAAUGGUACCUGCUUAUGCCAGGAGGGCUACGUCGGUGAGGACUGUGGCCAGCGGAGAUGUCCGAACGCCUGCAGUGGGCGAGGAGACUGCCAGGAGGGCCUGUGCGUCUGUGAAGAGGGCUACCAGGGCCCUGACUGCUCGGCAGUUGCCCCUCCAGAGGACUUGCGAGUGGCUGGUAUCAGCGACAGGUCCAUUGAGCUGGAAUGGGACGGGCCGAUGGCAGUGACGGAAUAUGUGAUCUCUUACCAGCCGACGGCCCUGGGGGGCCUCCAGCUCCAGCAGCGGGUGCCUGGAGAUUGGAGUGGUGUCACCAUCACGGAGCUGGAGCCAGGUCUCACCUACAACAUCAGCGUCUACGCUGUCAUUAGCAACAUCCUCAGCCUUCCCAUCACUGCCAAGGUGGCCACCCAUCUCUCCACUCCUCAAGGGCUGCGAUUCAAGACGAUCACAGAGACUACCGUGGAGGUGCAGUGGGAGCCCUUCUCAUUCUCCUUUGAUGGGUGGGAGAUCAGCUUCAUUCCAAAGAACAAUGAAGGAGGAGUGAUUGCCCAGCUCCCCAGUGAUGUUACAUCCUUCAACCAGACAGGACUAAAGCCUGGGGAGGAAUACAUUGUCAACGUGGUGGCUCUGAAAGAGCAAGCCCGGAGCCUUCCUACCUCGGCCAGCGUCUCUACUGUCAUUGAUGGGCCCACGCAGAUCCUGGUUCGUGAUGUCUCCGACACUGUGGCCUUCGUGGAGUGGACGCCCCCUCGAGCCAAAGUUGACUUCAUUCUCUUGAAGUAUGGCUUGGUGGGCGGGGAAGGCGGGAAGACCACCUUCCGGCUGCAGCCUCCCCUGAGCCAAUACUCAGUGCAGGCCCUGCGGCCCGGCUCCCGGUACGAGGUGUGGGUCAGCGCAGUCCGCGGGACCAACGAGAGCGAGUCCACGACCACCCAGUUUACAACAGAGAUCGACGCCCCCAAGAACCUGCGGGUUGGUUCCCGCACGGCAACCAGCCUUGACCUUGAAUGGGACAACAGCGAAGCAGAGGUUCAGGGGUACAAGGUUGUGUACAGCACCCUGGCAGGCGAGCAGUACCACGAGCUGCUGGUUCCCAAGAGCAUCGGCCCAACCUCCAGAGCCACCCUCACAGAUCUGGUACCUGGCACUGAGUAUGGAGUUGGAAUAUCUGCCGUCAUGAACUCACAGCAAAGUGUGCCAGCCACCAUGAACGCCAGGACUGAACUUGACAGUCCCCGAGACCUCAUGGUGACAGCCUCUUCGGAGACCUCCAUCUCCCUCAUCUGGACUAAGGCCAGUGGCCCCAUUGACCACUACCGAAUUACCUUUACUCCAUCCUCUGGAAUUGCCUCAGAAGUCACUGUGCCCAAGGACAUGACCUCGUACACACUGACAGAUCUAGAACCUGGGGCAGAGUACAUCAUUUCAAUCACUGCUGAGAGGGGUCGGCAGCAGAGCUUGGAGUCCACCGUGGAUGCCUUCACAGGCUUCCGCCCCAUCUCCCAUUUGCACUUUUCUCAUGUCACCUCCUCCAGUGUGAACAUCACCUGGAGUGACCCAUCUCCGCCAGCAGACAGACUCAUUCUGAACUACAACCCCCGGGAUGAAGAGGAAGAGAUGAUGGAGGUCUCCCUGGAUGCCACCAAGAGGCAUGCUGUUCUGAUGGGCCUACAACCAGCCACUGAGUACAUUGUGAACCUGGUGGCAGUACAUGGCACGGUGACCUCUGAACCCAUCGUGGGCUCCAUCACCACAGGAAUUGAUCCCCCCAAAGACAUCACAAUCAGCAAUGUGACCAAGGACUCAGUUAUGGUCUCCUGGAGCCCUCCUGUUGCAUCUUUUGAUUACUACCGAGUAUCAUAUCGGCCAACACAAGUGGGACGGCUGGACAGCUCCGUGGUGCCCAACACUGUGACAGAAUUCACCAUCACCAAGCUGUACCCAGCUACCGAAUACGAAAUCAGCCUCAACAGUGUGCGGGGCCGGGAGGAGAGUGAGCGCAUCUGCACUCUCGUGCACACAGCCAUGGACAACCCUGUGGAUCUGAUUGCUACCAAUAUCACUCCAACGGAAGCCCUGCUGCAGUGGAAGGCGCCAGUGGGUGAAGUGGAGAACUAUGUCAUCGUUCUCACCCACUUUGCAGUUGCUGGAGAGACCAUCCUGGUUGAUGGAGGCAGUGAGGAAUUCCAGCUUGUUGACCUGCUUCCUAGUACCCACUAUACCGUCACUUUGUAUGCCACCAAUGGGCCUCUCACCAGUGGCACCAUCAGCACCAACUUCUCUACCCUCCUGGACCCUCCUGCAAACCUAACAGCCAGUGAAGUCACCAGACAAAGUGCCCUGAUCUCCUGGCAGCCUCCCAGAGCAGACAUUGAAAACUACGUCUUGACCUACAGAUCCACCGAUGGAAGCCGCAAGGAGCUGAUUGUGGAUGCAGAGGACACAUGGAUCCGACUGGAGGGCCUGUCAGAGAGCACAGACUACACAGUGCUCCUGCAGGCAGCCCAGGACGCCACGCGGAGCAGCAUCACCUCCACAGCCUUCACCACAGGGGGCCGGAUAUUCCCGCAUCCUCAAGACUGUGCCCAGCAUUUGAUGAAUGGAGACACUCUGAGUGGGGUUUACACCAUCUUCCUCAAUGGAGAGCUAAGCCAGAAGUUACAGGUUUACUGUGACAUGACCACGGACGGGGGUGGCUGGAUUGUAUUCCAGAGGCGGCAGAAUGGCCAAACUGAUUUUUUCCGGAAAUGGGCUGAGUACCGUGUUGGCUUCGGGAACCUGGAGGAUGAGUUUUGGCUGGGGCUGGACAACAUACACAGGAUCACGUCGCAGGGCCGCUACGAGCUGCGCGUGGACAUGCGGGAUGGCCAGGAGGCCGCCUUCGCCUACUACGACAAGUUCUCCGUGGAGGACAGCAGAAGCCUGUACAAACUCCGCAUAGGAGGCUACAAUGGCACUGCAGGGGACUCCCUCAGCUACCAUCAAGGACGCCCUUUUUCCACAGAGGACAGAGACAAUGAUGUUGCAGUUACCAACUGCGCCAUGUCAUACAAGGGGGCUUGGUGGUAUAAGAACUGCCACCGGACCAACCUCAAUGGGAAAUAUGGGGAAUCCAGGCACAGUCAGGGGAUCAACUGGUACCAUUGGAAAGGCCACGAGUUCUCCAUCCCCUUUGUGGAAAUGAAGAUGCGCCCCUACAACCACCGUCUCACGGCGGGGAGGAAACGGCGGUCCUUGCAGUUCUGAGUAGUGGGCGGCUGCAAGCCAACUGACCUUUUCUGUCAUUUGUUUGUAUUUUAUAAUAUGAAACAAAGGGUGGGGGGUAAUAGUAAUGUGCUUUGCAACAUAAUAAGAGUGUUUAAAGGAAGCAGGAUGUAGCAGGAAAUCAGUUGAGGUUCAGCGGCUCAUGGUUUCUGCUGCCCCCGGCCCUGACCCUCGGUCUCCAUUCUCCCUUCUGCCCAGUCAUCCUUAAACUUCCCCUCUUCCCACCAAGGAUGAAAGUGGGAAGUUUUCUUGAAAUCCAAAUUCAAAGGCAAGUGCUGGAGUCAGAUUGUCAUGGUGGCAGGCACGUGCCUUCUUUCCUUGCCCUCCUUCUGAGAUGCCCUCCACAUCCAGGUGUUCGUGCUCUUGUCACUGCCUUUGAUGGCCAGGUUCUCACACUGACACAGAGAAGAAGCCUCAGCAAGAGAGCUUUGCCAACAACUCCCCUUAAGAGGAAACAGAUUAUCCUCACCCCAACCCAACAAGCCAAGUCCUCUUACAUGGGCCAAAGAUUCUCAUCGUCUGACACUCUUACCAGCCGAGUGUCCUCUGUUACCUUUCAAGAGUACUGGCCUCUUUUCCAGCCCCAAUAGACCUGUGCCUACUUGCAUCCUACCCUGAGACUCCCACGGCCCCACAAGCCCAAGCUCUGCUUUGGCCUCUAGUUCCCAAGGCAUUCGUUGCCCGUGCCUGGCCCUGGGCUACACAGUGGCUGUGUCCCUGUGGGUCAUAAAUCACUGCCCCCUCCCUCAGGUCAGACAGCAACUUUCUUGGGGGAUGGGAGGGGAAGAUGGUUGUGAGUUUUAGCACUUUCGGUCAGGCAUUGAGGAAAGGACAGCAGAAGUGGAAACCAGGGCACCUGCCAUUGAGAUGGCAGGUCCCAUGGGGAACACGGAUUUUACCUAACUCCAUUUUCUCUAUUUCUGGUCCUAUUUGUCAUGGGUUGUUUUUUUCUGAAUUACAGACUGAAGGCCUCGUUUCUGUCUCAGCCAGGCUCUCUUUAGUGUGGCUGGCUUAAUAAGCGUCAGAAGAAGAAGUUAUAUGACCAGCCAGCCAAUCCCCUUACUGACAUUCCCUGGGAAGAGGUGGGAUUUGGGGGUUUUGGUUUUUGGAUUUUUUUCUGUUUUUUGCUUCUGUGGGAAACAGGAAUGACCUCCUUAAUGAGGUGAGAUCAUGAGAAGCCUUUCUCCACCUUCUUUUAUUAUUCUGCGUUUGAGAGGAAAAAUGAAAAAUACUGGAGGAAAUUACAUUUAGAAAUCCAAAGGUGAAGAGUGGCAGACUGUGGGCAUCCCUCCAUCUUAUGAGAUGAGCUCUCUUCACUAGCAUGAUUUGGUUGUUAAGCCCAAGAGAGCUGGAGGCUCUAGAAGCCAUGGCCCUUCAACUUCUCCAAAUCACGUUGGCUGCAGCUGUCUCUGCAGCUCUGCCGAAAUCCAUGCCCAGUUCCCCCAGCCGCCUUCUCCCUUUCCUCCCGUUCUCUUCAAAGCCCCAGGUCUGCUUCUAUAAUGCCUGUGUUUAGUCAAACUGGGGCAUCUUGUAGCUUUCCCAAGCAGUUACUGGAUGAGCCUGUGAGCAGGCACCUUUCUAAUGGAAACAUCCACAAUCUAACCAAGUUCUGAUAACCAGGAAGGGGCGGUCCCUGGGUGGACGAUCACACUUCUGAUGUGAUGAGGAUGAAGUCAGCUGCCAGUUGCUGUAGCCACUCUCCCUGUAGCAGGCCUCCAGGGCCUUGUUCACUGGUGUGGUGUGGAUGUGACUGACAAACCCGGUGCUGAAAAUGGAGGUGACAUUUUCACUUCUCAAUUCACCGUGGGCUUCAAGAAAACUAGGAGAAAGAGAAAGAAACAGAAACGAUCCUUUCAAGAAACCUUAAAUUAAGUAAGAUUCAGCUAGAGAGUGGGACGCCAGUGAACAGUGGGAAACAACUGAGUGAGGAGGAACUUGGGGGCUGAGCUGUAGGCCCACCACUGCCAUUUUGUUGGCUAUGUGACAUCGGGGAGGUUGCUUCACUUCUCUGGGCCUCAGUUUCCUAACCUGCUGAAUGAAAGCUUAGACUACAAUGGCUUCUAACUUCCCUUUCAGUUUUGACAGCCAGUAAUGCUAGUCUCUGAGCUGGAGAUCUGCAUAGAAAUUGGCAUUGCUGAGAGAGCACAAUUAACUAAUGAGAACUAACCAGAAUCCUUGCUUUACUUGAAUGAAAGGAAGGAAGGAAGGAAGGAAAGAAGAAGGGAAGGAAGGAAGGAAGACUGACUUAGAAGUUGCAAGUAAAACACACACACAGAGGACAAAACAUUGCAGAAAAGACCCUGCCAAGUAAGAGGCUGAACUCACUUUGUCCAUGAAAGCAGAGCCCAGGGACCUGGGUGGUGCCAGCACGGCCCACCUCAUCAAGGGCACCGAAACAGGAAAAGAUUAUGAGUCCUCAUGUCGUCAGUUCAGGUAAAAGUGGAAACCAAAACCUGCCUUUUCUUGGAACCGUUUUACCCUAUGGAACAUUUUUAUAAAUAGUAUCGGCAGCAUUGCCUAGAUUUAUUUUAAAGAAUUUUAAAGCAGGAAAGGGACUUCAAAGAUUACUACACCCAAGCUUCUAUAAAAAGAUUUAUAAAUUCCUUUUAUUAAGUACAGUGAUUUUCUCACAAGCUUUCACCAUGUUUAAGAGACACUGUGCCCAUUAUCUCCCCAAGGCCCAUAGUCAACUUGACUCAGAGCUUUGACACUUUACUCACUGAUUACUGUUUAUCCUGUUCCUCCAAGCACAUGGGCUCUUCCCAUGGGGGACCCAGUAAGCAAUAUUCACAAAGCACUCACCCUGAGCACACCAAAGUUUCCCUCCAGGGUCUCAAAAGGAAUGGAAGAGAACCCUGCUCAGAGGCAGAUUAACGGCAGACACAUCAGGAUAUGUACUUACAAACACAAAAAACCUCUACCCAGGACUGCCCUGGACUCACUGCCUAGACCCAAGACCCAGACAGUUUCUUCUUUUUGCAUUUCCCCAUCAGACAAAGAUAGUUUCCAACACUGUCCACUCACAUUCUCCAGGGUUAUUUCUGGAAGGUGAGAGGGCGGGCUGGAGAGACACGAAGUCUGUGGAAAACUCCUGCUGGCCUUUAGACCAGAUUUCACUGGAGGAGGGAGACUUGGUAAGUGUGACCAUGAGGUGGCGAUCACAGCCCCCAGCCACCUCCUGAUCAUGGGGUGGAGGACAGCAAGUCCCUCCAGGUUUCCAGGAGAACUCAUACCAAACCAGGACCCAGGAAAACUGGCCAACUGAUUUGCACAGGAGAUUGAUUUGUAAAAGGACAACAACAACAAAAAUGGCAGCAAGAAUGCAGAGCAAACUUCCACAAAUACAGUCAUGUGUCGCUUAAUGACGAGGAUACAUUCUGAGAAAUGCACCGUUAGGCAAUUCUGUUGUUGUAUGAACAUCACAGAGUGUCCUUACACAAACCUGGAAGGUAUAGCCUACUACACACCUAUACGUGUAGUACUAAUGGUACUAAUCUAUGGGACCGCUGUCGUAUAUGUGGUCCAUCGUUGACCGAAAUGUCCUUAUGCAGUGCAUGACUGUAAUGACCAUAGUCACAUCCACCCCACCCUUCACUUCCCAGCUCCCCCACUCCACUACUCAUAAAGUGGUAGGACACCUCACACUCUGUCCCCUUCCACCUGGGAACCAACCAGCUCCCUCUACACUGAAACUGUUACUUCCAAGACAAACCUGAAGAACCAAGGUUGCCGAUGAGUUCAAUACCAAACCAAACACACUUAAUCACAUUUAGACUUACAAUCCAGUCCCAGAGCAGAGCUGUGGAUUAAGGGACAAAAAGUCAUUAUGGAAUCUUUUCUAAGAACUCUUAAAAACAUCAGUUGGGAAAGGGCUUCAGUUCCUCUUUGUCUUCUGGAACCUAUGAGAACAGUGGCUGCACCAAGCUGAAAGGGUUGAAAUAGACUAACUGGUGGCCAAGAUUUGUAAAUACUCCUGGGGAGUGAAAACAUUUUUCCUUUUUUUUAACCUCUCCUCAGAAUUUCAGGAAAGGUGGAGCCACUCACUCAGGAUAUGUACUUUUCUACAGCUUACUUUCUUAUCACCAGCCUCCUCUUUAACCUAAGUCCUGACUUGCAUUUCUUUCCCUCCAAAGGGGUCACUCCACUUGCAUCUCACUAGCCACUCUUAAAACUUUAAUAAGGAAGCUUGGAAAGAUUCACACUUCAGUUGAGUUUCACUAAGCCCACAGAGGGUGGGGUAAUUUGUUUUCACUUGCCUCAAACUUGCCAAGGCUACAAGAAGGGGGCCUUGGGACCUCCGAGGCCUGGGGGAUGUCUGUAAAGUUUGGAAGUCUGCCUCUUGCACAAAGAUCCAGACCCCAGGAGCUUCUGACUCAGCUCUGUCUAACCUUCCUGGGAUUUUCCUCCAGGUCACAAUGACAGAGACGUUCUAUGCCCUGAGGGAAGAUGAGUCACAGGGCUGGCUUCUGGAUUGUGCCUGUAGCCUUUCUCUGGCUGCACAUCAGGGGCCUUUGGCCAAGAUCCUGAAGAUCUUUGACUAAAUGCUUCCCUAAACCCCAUAACCCAACCCCACAUGGAUGUGAUAAGGUCUCCCUCAGCAGUACUGGAGCAUUUUGGCAGCAGCAGGCCAAAGAGAAGUCAAGACCAAAUGAAAACCUCCAAAAGCGGGUAGGGAAAAGACUCUAGUAUACUUUACCAGGGUGUGUAGGUGUGGACUCAGGUCCAGUUGGAAAGAGUGGCUCCGGCUCAUCCUAGCUGUACCCACACUAGACUUGCUUAUGUCCCUUUUGUGUUCUUCAAGCUUUGCAAAACAGCUGGGAAGAAGAAAAAACAAAAUACAAAAUAAUAUAAAAAAGAAGACAACGGAUCAGUAGAGACUAAAAGCAAACCUUCUACAGAUGGCUCCACAGUAGAUGUGCAGAGACCAGGUGGGCAGCGCCCGGGGAAAGGGUCCACAUUAGUUCCUUGAAUUCAGCCUUCCACCAGGACUCCUGUCCGUUCACCGCCUUCACCUGAGGAGAAACUAAGGCAUGAGAGGCCUGUCACAGCACAGGAAAUGGGAAUGGGAAGCCGAAGGGCUUUCUGUGCUUGCUCAACCGGUCCUGCAUGGACCUCGCUUUUUCUUCACAAACAGUCACAAGCCUGACUUGUCAUCUCCAGCAUUUCUGAUUAAUUUUUCAAGGUCACCCCUUGCCUGAAGCAUGACUUCAUUGCACCUGCAGCACUCCCUUGUCCAAAUGUCCCUGGCAAACCUCACAGUCUUUGGACAGUGUUGCAUUUUCUCCAAACGGGAAAUCCUCCCUCCUUCCCCAAGCUUAAUGAGGCUACUGAAGAGCAUCCAAAUAACACAGCUCUUAUUCCUCCAACAAACUCUGCCCCUCUGUUAACUUAAUAAAACAGCUCUUCAUUGUCUGGCUGUGAGGCUGGGCUGAUGCUGAAUUUCCAGUUCAGAGACAUGUAACUCUUUCAGUCCCCCUGGAUCAGCAAUCCCAGGCACUGGCCUUGGCUCAUUGGCAUCAUGGGCUCAGGGGAGGCAGCGCAAGCAACCCCGGAGGCCUGGAACACACAAGCCACAAGAGAGGGUUUGGGUCCAGGUGCACGGCCAGGAGGUAAACGCAUGGAUGAGAGCUACUGUUUUCUUCCCAUCACUGGGUUAGCAGCCCCCAGGGAGACCCUGUGUUGCUUUUAACUUCCUGUCAUUGAACACUAGUAUGCUCAACACUGCCUCCAAAAGGCCAACAUUGGAAACACACCUGCAGAGAUGGAAGGGACUCUGGGGAUCAUCUAACCCAACCCUCUUAUUUCAUAAUCAAGGAAACUGAGGCCCAGAAAGGUUAGGUAACUUGCCCAAGUUCACACAGCUAAUUAGUAACAGAACUGACAUCAGAUCUGGCAUAGGCUUUUUAAUUUUCUCUCCCCAAAUGAAAACUAAGAGAAAUGGUAUUUAUUGCACAUCUACUAUUUUCCAGAUAUUGUACUAGGAGCUUUACGUAUAUUUCUUUGUUAAAUCCACACCACAACCCUGACUCAAGUUUAACCAUUUUACUGGUAAGAGACUGGAGGCACAGAAAGGUUAGGUAAUAUGUCCAAAGUCACACAGCUACUAAGUAGAGCCAUAAUCAGAAGCUCUUUGUCUAAUUCUAAAGCCCUUGCCUUUUCUACUUCAUGAGGCUUCUGCCCUUUAUAUUUAUUUAGCCAAGUGGCCGCCAUCUUGGAUUAUGCUAAUGUUCUCCCAAAGAGCCUUCUGAUGCCACUUCUCUCCUCUCCAAAGAAAAGGGAGUUCUUGCAUAGUUUUUGCCACAUACUCCAAGGGAUCUUCAACCUUAUCGUCAGGAGUAAGAAACAUCUGGGCAGCUCUUUCCAUUCUUUUUUUCUUAAAUUUGGGAGGUGAAGAAAAGGAUCCAUUGCAGGUUGGGAGGGGAAGAUAAAGACCAAGACACAAACACUAUUUCCCCCACCCCGCUCCUUUGGAAAUACGGUGGCCUCUUUCUCACCCAACAGUAGAAGAGUGGAAUAUUCCAGAUACAUUCUUCUCAAACUGGGGCAGACAAUGUAGCCAGGAUUGAGGAGAGGGAAGCCGGAGAAUAAACAUGGCAUAUGUCACUCUUACUCCAGAAUUUGGGAGGAAAAGGGUUGUAUUGUUAAUUAAUUCAAACCAAUACAGACGAUAUCAAAUGCAGAAAUCCCAUGAAUUUUUAGGCUGACUCAGCAGGUUGCACACAGAUUCGGGCUCCCUCCCUCUAGGAUCUCAGGGGUAUGAAGACCUUCCUGGUCCCCUACAGGGUUACAGCAGUGGAAAUUUGUGAGGACUAAGGCUAGAAGAAGACAGGAGGUAAAUUAAUUUUGUUUGUUCCCUGGUUUCUUUGCUCCUCUCCCUACCUGCUCCCCCCUCCUCAGUAAGUGGGGUCUCAGAGGACAGUUGGCUACAAUCUCAGCUCUCUUUGCCACUUUGGGAAGGUUAGAAGGAAAUCAGUACUUGGUAACUUGUAUUUUUAGCUGCUAGGCACAAACUCCAGAAAUGAACCCCUUUCUCUUAAUUGAACGACAUUUCUGUGUAAAGGAAUAGCUGUCCCCGAAAGAGAACGCUGCAUGUUACGGCCUCUCCCAUGCGGGGGCUGCUUGGGCAGCAGGGGCACCUAUGUGUUAGAUGUAGCAGACACUGUGAUUUCUGCAAAAAUGGCAGCCAAGAAAGUGUUCCCCUGUCAAGCCUCUGUCUCCACCUGCACCCUCUCUGAGGCCUAGACUCUCACCAUGGCCCACAGACUCAAGGUUCAGAAUCUAUGUGAGUUAUCGUUAACACACAGAUUCCUCCUUCCUGUCAUUCACACACGCACCCCUCAAAUUAUUCCAACCUCAAAUACGCUCCAGGCCCAUGGGAAUUCCCAGGUACCCUAAGAAAGUCACUGUGACUUUGAGGGAGAUGUUACCUGGGGCUUGGGCAGCUGAAACCCACCCUGGUGGUCUCUAGAUUGUUGUUCUGAGAAAUCAUAAACACCAAAUCCUCCAAUCCCUCCGAAUUUCUGUUUGUUGUUUUAACCUUUAACAGGCUUUUCAGGUAAAAAUAACAAAGACCAAUUUACUGACUUUUUAGCUACAACGUGCUUGGGAAAGCAUUUACUUAAAAGAAGGACUGGAAGGAAGAAAAAAGUAAGAAGAAAAUGGAGUACAUACUCUUCAGGUGAUGCACACUUUAAUGAACUAAAACAAAAAUACAAACGUGCAGAGGAAGAGAGAGGGCAAACCAACGUCCCCAUCCUUUCAUGGCGCUGUAGCUCGAAGACCGGAAUCUCCGCUUGUUAACCAUUGUUAACUAGUAUUUUUAGUCCUGAUUGCUUUUAGCCUCUGUAUAGUUCCUUUUUUAAACACAUUUUCUAUACGUUAAUAAAAGAUCCUGAAGGAACGGUA